Mastomys coucha (southern multimammate mouse) is the source of this 998-nucleotide messenger RNA. Its product is annotated as calponin-2-like. NCBI's taxonomy places the organism in Eukaryota, Metazoa, Chordata, Mammalia, Rodentia, Muridae. The record is from RefSeq and is a predicted model, not a curated record. Gene Ontology annotation, biological process: actomyosin structure organization. Gene Ontology annotation, molecular function: actin binding.
UCUGGUUCUCCUGUCCCGCGCUGGGGUCCCGCGCCAUGAGCUCCACGCAGUUCAACAAGGGCCCGUCCUACGGGCUCUCGGCCGAGGUCAAGAACCGGCUCCUGUCCAAAUAUGACCCCCAGAAGGAAGCCGAACUCCGAAGCUGGAUAGAGGGACUCACAGGCCUCUCUAUUGGCCCUGACUUCCAGAAGGGUCUGAAAGAUGGGGUUAUCCUAUGCACACUCAUGAACAAGUUGCAGCCGGGCUCCGUCCCCAAAAUCAACCGCUCUAUGCAGAACUGGCACCAGCUAGAAAACCUCUCCAACUUCAUCAAGGCCAUGGUCAGCUAUGGCAUGAACCCUGUGGACCUGUUUGAAGCCAAUGACCUGUUCGAGAGCGGGAAUAUGACACAGGUGCAAGUGUCUCUGCUUGAGCUGGCGGGAAAGGCCAAGACCAAGGGGCUGCAGAGUGGUGUGGACAUCGGGGUCAAAUAUUCGGAGAAACAGGAGAGGAACUUUGACGAUGCCACCAUGAAGGCCGGCCAGUGUGUCAUCGGGCUGCAGAUGGACACCAACAAAUGUGCCACAUCUGGCAUGACAGCCUAUGGUACCAGGAGACAUCUCUAUGACCCCAAGAACCACAUCCUGCCUCCCAUGGACCACUGCACCAUAAGCCUCCAGAUGGGCACCAAUAAGUGUGCCAGCCAGGUGGGCAUGAUGGCUCCAGGGACCCGCAGGCACAUCUAUGACACCAAGCUGGGCACCGACAAGUGUGACAACUCUUCCAUGUCCCUGCAGAUGGGCUACACACAGGGCGCCAACCAGAGUGGCCAGGUCUUCGGACUGGGGCGGCAGAUCUAUGACCCCAAGUAUUGCCCACAGGGCUGUGCAGCUGACGGGGCUCCUGUGGGGGGUGACAGUCAAGGCGAGGCCCCUGAGUACCUGGCCUACUCUAUCACCAACAAUACGUUGUACCACAGGGGCACACUAUUACAAUCAGUCUACAUUAACAUCACUUAG